Messenger RNA from Capsaspora owczarzaki ATCC 30864, 2606 nucleotides. RefSeq lists its product as hypothetical. The transcript is spliced from 3 exons. NCBI's taxonomy places the organism in Eukaryota, Filasterea, Ministeriida, Capsasporidae. The record is from RefSeq and is a predicted model, not a curated record. The coding region runs from base 123 to 2450 and encodes 775 amino acids.
UAUUUUUUUUUUCUUUUUCCCCUUCUCUCAGCUCUUCCUUCCUUCCAUCGUUUCUUCCUUGUGUCGCCGUUUUCACCUUCGCUUCAUCUCCCCUCCCCCAAACAGCAUCCUCAUUCCACAAAAUGCGCUUGACUGCCUUCACCACGGCGCUGGUUGCCGUCGUUGCCUUGCAAGUGGUUGCGAGCGCGAUUGCCUCGCCUGCGGCUGCGCCUGCUGCAGUCCGUCUGCGCGCCCGCCGCGAUGUCACCGACGAGAGCUUCCUCAAGCUGAACGAGCUGAAUGUGCAGGUCGCAGACGGCGUCGCGGGUAGCUACCCCUUUGUCGAAAUCUCCGCCCGCAAUCCAGAGACCAAUGUUCCUGCAGGAGCCUAUACCUCGGAUCAACUCUCACUGGUCUUUUACGACGCCGAUAGCAACAUCUACCGGGUGGUCGACUUGAGCAGCGUGACUUUUAACGCGGACGGUCUUGCUUUGGUCGCGCCGAACUGGGUGACCGACCCCAAAGUCACUGUGCACGUUGCUGAUGUGACCGACCCGUCCAUUGCGCUCUUCCCGGAAGCUGGUGCUGUGUGCCUGUAUGACGACCCCGCCAGCUCGUUCCAUGUGGGCGACCGCAUUGCUGGCGACCCUUUCGAUGCCAUCGUCUACGCCUCCGAUCCUGCAACGGUGGCGCAGCUCAGCGCAUACCUGCUCAACGGACAGCCUGCAAUGGCCAUCGCCACCGAGGCGUCAGGCGUGGACAACUCCAACGAGCGCUGCAGCCACUUCAUCUCCAGCAACACUCGCGCGUGGAAUCCCGUCUUCGAGGCUGCAUCGCCUGGCCAGCAAAACCCCUGCACCGGGUAUGCUAGCGCGUACAACUUUGUUUUCACUCAGCUCAAUGUGGGCACGCUCCUUGGAGUCUAUUCGCCCCUGCAGAGCAUUCGUCUCACUGACGUCCAGCGCUCGCCCCAAACAUCGCUGAAAGGCUUUGCCCUUGUCAUCACUACCAGCACCACCAUCUUGUUCGCUGCUGAGUUGGGUGUGGACCCGGUCUGGGGCACUGACACUGGCAUGACCGACGACAAUGGCGAUUGGCUCUGGGCUGCCGACUCUGGCAGUUUCAUCUUCCCCGAGCUCACCGAAUUUACCUCCAGCUCUGGUGCUGUAGUCAUCUACAGCUUGGAUGAAGUCCCGAACGGCAUGGCGAACCUGGAGCCUGGCAACCCGCCGACCAGCUCUGGUGUCCGCGACGUGCUUGUCUGGCGCCUCGUGGAUGAAGAUGGUGAGACAACGGAAUCUUCCGCGCUGGCUGCCCUGCUCACGCCCGCUCAGCCCUCUCUAUUCGAUGGAGCGUUCGAUGACGAGUUUGAGGAUUUCGGCUAUCUUCGCUGCUCGUUCAGCCUCCCCAAGUCGUACCGUCGUCGCCCCUUGUCAGCAUUUGUCUGCCACGCCAGUCCCUCCUCGACCCCGAUCCCCGAUCCCACUACCAUCCCCAUCCCCGAGCCCACCGAUGCCUCGUCUGCCACCCCGGACGUUUCCUCGACGGAAGUCCCUUCCUCGACCGAAGACGUCUCGACCACUGAUGUCGAGGUUUCCACCACCGAUGUUCCCUCGCCGACCGAAGAUGUCUCGACUACUGACAUUCCCUCGCCGACGGAUAUUCCUUCGCCGACUGAGGAUAUCUCGACAACUGAGAUUCCUUCGCCGACCACUGAGAUUCCUUCGCCAACUGAGGAUGUCAGCACCUCGGAUGUUCCUUCCCCCACUGAUAUUCCUUCGCCGACUGAGGAAGUUUCGACGACUACUGAUAUUCCUUCACCGACCGAUGUUCCUUCGCCCACUGAGGAAGUUUCGACCACUGAUAUUCCUUCCCCCACUGAUAUUCCUUCCCCCACUGAGGAAGUUUCGACCACUGAUAUUCCUUCGCCAACCGAUGUUCCUUCGCCGACUGAGGAAGUUUCGACCACUGAGGUCUCUUCCGCAACUCCCGACGUUUCUUCCGCUACACCUGACGUUUCUUCCGCUACUCCUGACGUUUCUUCCGCUACGCCUGACGUUUCUUCCGCCACUCCUGACGUUUCUUCCGCCACACCCGAAGUCUCUUCUGCUACCCCUGAAAUCUCGUCUGCCACCCCUGAAGUCUCUUCUGCCACCCCUGAAGUCUCUUCUGCUACUCCCGAAGUCUCGUCCGCCACGCCAUCCGCUAGUAGCACAGCAGUUCCGUCUGGAUCGUCGGGCUCGAGCAGCACUAGCUUCAAGGUUGUCAUUGCAUUCACCGUGAUUGCAGUCAUCCUCUUUAUCGCCUUCCUGGUGAUCAAGGGCCGCAACUUGCUCCCCUCGUCGGAAUCCGUUUCCCAUCAAGGCUACGUUCGUGACUUGAGCACCAACGACGAAGACGCCUUCGACGGCGACAGCGACAGCGACCGCAAGCAUCUCAAGGUGGAAAUUCCUGAAGAGGAGAUGCUCUAAAUGCUGCGUGUGUGUGUGUGUGUGUGUGUGUGUGUGUGGUGUUUUUGCUUUUUUGUUUUGCUUUCCGUUCGGUGGUGUCAUUUCGUUUCGCGUUAACUGUGUGUUCCCGCUUGAGUUUGUUGACUUGUUUGCAACAACUAUAAAAGAUAACCCCUA